CGGGUAUACCUAUAGUCUUCUCAUCCUCAGUAACAGACAAACCGUCCCUGCCUCAUUCCUGUCUUCAGACGACAACAAGCUCCGUGUGAAUCGGUUGAAUCGGCGGCAGAAGACGAAGCCACCAUGCCUCAGAACGAAUACAUUGAACGGUUUCAAAAAUUGCAUGGCAAACGUCUCGACCAUGACGAGAGAGUACGAAAGAGACAAGCCAGAGAAGGACACGCACUGUCCGAAAAAGCACAAAAUCUGCGUGGUCUACGAGCCAAGCUUCACCAGAAACAACGCCAUGCCGAAAAGAUCCAGAUGAAGAAGGCCAUCAAGGCCCAGGAGGAACGAGACGUCAAAUCCGCCGCACCUAGCGAGCCGUCCUCCACGCCUCUGCCCAACUACCUGCUCGACCGGUCACAAGCGAACAAUGCAAAGGCGCUCUCCAGUGCGAUCAAGAACAAGCGAAACGAAAAGGCGGCCAAGUUCUCCGUGCCGCUCCCGAAGGUGAAGGGGAUCAGCGAGCAAGAGAUGUUCUCGGUGGUCAAGACGGGCAAGAAGACGGCCAAGAAGAGCUGGAAGAGAAUGAUCACACAGCCUACAUUCGUCGGGCCCGACUUCACAAGACGGCCUGUCAAGUACGAACGCUUCAUCAGGCCGAUGGGUCUUCGAUACAAGAAGGCGAACGUGACGCAUCCCGAGUUGGGCGUGACCGUCCAGCUCCCCAUCAUCAGUGUGAAGAAGAACCCACAGAACCCGCUGUACACGCAACUGGGAGUCUUGACCAAGGGUACCGUCGUCGAAGUCAAUGUCUCCGAACUCGGUCUUGUGACGACCGGGGGAAAAGUCGUCUGGGGUAAAUACGCCCAGGUUACGAACGACCCGAGUCGAGAUGGAUGUCUGAACGCAGUCCUCUUGGUCUGAGGUGGCAUUUACGACCUACCCUACGAAGUAGGAUCAACGAGACUAGACGACAGUGCUCCAACUCAGCAAUCACCAUCGUUGGCCCAUAGCUGUAGUGCUGUCCCUGCUGGAUGAUCACUUGGAGCUACAAUUCCUCCGCAAAAAUGGCAUGCUCUGAAUACCCCAUGGCCCUCACGGCAAUUUUGGCACUCUGCAGGACUCUCCCCUUCAAACUUAACGUCUGACCAGGUCUCUCAACUAAACUCGGGCAUCAGGUCAGCAUCAGGUCAGCAUCAUGCUCAAGCUCAAGCUCGACAUCCAAAUCGACAACGCAAGCGACGAUACUCACAAACAUUGGCCAUCUUGGCGAACACGCCAUACGUGGCUUUGAACUCAAACGGCUUCAACGCUUUCCAGAUCUGCAUCACCGUAUCUGGCGGCAAGGGAAUGUAAUUCGGAAUACUCCAGAGAAAUUGGUACGCUAUCGUAUCCUUCCGCUUGCCCGGGUCGGGGUUAUGUCCCGACGCCACAGCGAAAAUGGUAUCCGCAACAAACAGCGUUGGGAUCGGUGUAUUUGGUGGCGCGGAAUGCAGGACCAUGCUGCCGGGGAAGUGGCCGCCGCAUAUCACUGCGGUGAGACCGGGUAGGAGUUCGGUUGUCGGUUCGUUAAGGAGCUUGAGCGUUGCGGUGGGCGAGUCUCGUCGAUUGGCCCAGACUGAGUCGACUUCGGUCAUGUACACUGGACAAUUGAAUGUUGCCGACCAGUCUGCCCACGUUCUUUAUGUCCUGUGGUAUUAGCCACGCCCGUGAUGUUGAAACACGAGGUAGAGGUUUCCAGCCGCGGCAGAAAGAGGGGAGGCUGGAAAGUGACUACUACCUUGCGGCAAUUAGGGGAGGUGAUGGGCUUAAACUCACGUGUAGAAAUGAGGAUGAGAAAUGAUGAUGAAUUUCAACCCGCC
Molecule: messenger RNA, 1847 nt
Organism: Exophiala xenobiotica
Lineage: Eukaryota; Fungi; Ascomycota; Eurotiomycetes; Chaetothyriales; Herpotrichiellaceae
Product: ribosome biogenesis protein NSA2
Exons: 1
Coding region: 124-909 (261 amino acids)
Biological process (GO): maturation of 5.8S rRNA; maturation of LSU-rRNA
Cellular component (GO): preribosome, large subunit precursor; nucleolus
Source: RefSeq, a predicted model, not a curated record